UAUAAAUAGCUAAUUGUAUAUCCUUGAUUGGCAUUCAGAGCUGAAGAUGGCAUUAUCUGAGGAGGGUAAUAGUGUCUUUAGGAGCACUCCUAAUUCUUUUCUUGGUGUGAUGGAUGAAGUGAUCAAUAAACCUGAAAUAAUGGGAAUACCAGAAUAUUUUAUUCGAUCAAAUAAAGAACCUUCCAUUCUAUCAAAUGAUGAAACCAAUCCCUUACCAACAAUUCCCAUCUUUGACUUUCAAACCUUGCUAUGUGAUGAUGGAAUACAACUUCACAACUUGUACUCAGCAUGCAAAGAUUGGGGCUUUUUUCAGUUGGUGAACCAUGGUGUUAGCUCUGAAUUGCUUGAGAAGCUAAAACUUGAGAUUGGGAAUUUUUUCAAGCUUCCAUUUGAAGAGAAAAGAAAAUACCAACUAAAACAAGGGGAUUUUCAAGGAUAUGGAACUGUAAUUAGAUGUGAAGGUCAAAAACUUGAUUGGGGUGAUAGAUUCUUCAUGAUUACAAAUCCUAUUGAAAGAAGAAAACCAAAUCUUUUUCCUCAACUCCCACCAUCACUAAGGGAUACCUUGGAGACAUAUAUCUCAAAAUUGCAAAAGCUUGGCAUGACACUUCUUGGAUUAUUAGGAAAAGCUAUUAAGAUGGAUAUGAAAGAAGUGGAGAAGAUAUUUGAUGAUGGAAAUCAAUCAGUGAGGAUGACAUACUAUCCACCAUGUCCACAACCAGACCUUGUUGAUGGAAUCAACCCUCACUCUGAUGGCUCUGGCAUAACCAUCCUUAAUCAAGCUAAUGGUGUUGAAGGACUAGAGAUCAAGAAAAAUGGUCUUUGGAUUCCUAUUACCUUUCUUCCAGAUGCUUUUGUAAUUAAUAUUGGAGAUAUUAUGGAGGAUUUUAAAUUUUUUCAAAAUCUACAUCUAACAAUUGGAAUAGUGAAUUAGAUGUAUAUCUAGAUGAAAAGUCAAUUGAAGUUGAUGAAGAACACUAUGAAGAUUUUGAGGUACUUCUUUACUCUCUUUAAUGAGAAAAAAGUAUCAUGUACUCUCUUUAAUGACACGAGAUCAUGUAUUCUCUUUAAUGAUACGAAAUGUGCUAAGUAUUGCUAUCACCAUAGUGACAUUAAAGUCUUCUUUUAGUAUUGGUGGCCAUGUUCUCACCAAAUAUAGAAGUUUCACUAUUCUUAAUCACAUUCAAAUAUUUAUUGGUACUCGAAACUGAUCACAGAUUUUCUGAAAAUCUGAAUGGUAAAUGUAGUAUUCUAAUUUUUUUUUUUAUCUUGUAAAAUUAUCUCAUGAUUGUUUAUCUAAUUGUUUCUAUUGGUUUUGUUUUCAAGAUGGGGAUGGAUACAAUGCUUCUAUUUGCGAUAAUGAGUCUAAUACUACUAUUUUUAACUCGUGAGGCCUAUGAAUGGAAAAACACGUUUCAAUUUGUUUUACUUGUUAGUUGUGUCUACAAAGCCUAUUGGCUCUUGCUCUUUGCUCUUUAAAUGUUUGUUAUAUUUUUAUUCAUUAAUUUGUUGACUUAAUAUUAUGGUACGAGAAUCCAUUAAUCAACUAGUGAUGAUGAAUU
Cicer arietinum (chickpea) is the source of this 1562-nucleotide messenger RNA. Lineage: Eukaryota; Viridiplantae; Streptophyta; Magnoliopsida; Fabales; Fabaceae. The record is from RefSeq and is a predicted model, not a curated record.